This is a messenger RNA of Pelmatolapia mariae (spotted tilapia), 824 nucleotides long. RefSeq names its product N-6 adenine-specific DNA methyltransferase 1 (gene hemk2). Gene Ontology annotation, biological process: methylation. Gene Ontology annotation, cellular component: eRF1 methyltransferase complex. Gene Ontology annotation, molecular function: S-adenosylmethionine-dependent methyltransferase activity; protein methyltransferase activity; nucleic acid binding. The record is from RefSeq and is a predicted model, not a curated record. Bases 167 to 823 code for a protein of 218 amino acids. The transcript is spliced from 6 exons. Lineage: Eukaryota; Metazoa; Chordata; Actinopteri; Cichliformes; Cichlidae.
GAACGUGCUAGCUAGCGCUGUAGUCUCCGGGGCUGAGCUAGCUUUAUUUUUAGCACGAGUUUGGGCAUAUUGUCCUCAAACAUUAAACAGUAGUUCUGCCGACCUUGAUUCCUUAGUGUGAGGCAGCAGAUGGAGGAGUGGGUAGUUAGUGAGCUGUAGAGUGAGCAUGAGUACGAGCUACCCCACGCCGCUUUAUUCCCACGCUGGACGAGGAGACUUCCGAGAGGUUUACGAGCCGGCGGAGGACUCCUUCCUCCUGAUUGAUGCUCUGGAGAAAGAUGCAGACCGGCUACAGCGGAUGAGCCCGUGUGUAUGUUUGGAGGUGGGCAGUGGCUCAGGAGUGGUGUCUGCAUUCCUGGCGUCGGUGGUGGGACCUUCGGCUUUAUAUAUUUGCACUGAUGUGAAUCCUGCAGCAGCACAAUGCACAGCAGAGACUGCUUCCUGUAACAGGGUGUCCCUGCAGCCGGUGAUCACAGACCUGGCUGACUCUCUUCUCCCCCAGCUGUGUGGGAAAGUGGACAUACUCCUCUUUAACCCUCCCUACGUGGUUACGCCUUCAGAAGAGGUGGGCAGCACAGGCAUCGAGGCCGCCUGGGCUGGAGGGGAGAGAGGGCGAGAGGUGACCGACAGAUUUCUGCCAGCUGUGGUGCAGCUGCUGUCCGAUAAAGGGCUGUUUUACCUCAUCACAAUUGCCGAGAAUGAUCCAGAGGAGAUCAUCCGCCUACUGGGCCAAAGUGGCUUGAAGGGAGAGUCGUGUUUGUCUACGAGAGCAAGAAACGAGAGGCUGUCCGUCCUGCGUUUCCACAGGAAACAACAAACAUGAC